UUUCGCUUCUGAAAUGCAUCAUGUUAACUCCCCAAGAGGUCAUCCAUCUCGACACCGGUCAUUCUUCUUCUUCUUUCUUCUUUGAGAUACUAUGCCCUCUAAGGUUCUUCCAGAUCGAUUCAUUCAAACCGAUCCCAACCGAGUUAUAAAAAAAUAACCAAACCAGACCAAACCAAAUGCAUUGGCCCCUCCGCUGCAGCUCUGUAGGCAUAAUAUAAGCCGACCUAGUAACAAAGCAUAAACCAGCUGAUACCCCCCUUUGAGACAAGCAAUGCGAAUUGUUUAAUAACCGAAAAAGAAGCUAAGAGGAAUUCCGGCUAAUCCAGUUACGUACGCACGUUGAUUUGUUAUAGAAAAUAAUGAAGAAGAUCGAAAUCCCAAUCUUUGAGCACUCUUAAAAUGACGGUGUCUAAUGUCUAUAUAUAGAAAAGCAGCUAGAAGUGACCAAACAUUCAUAUAUGUAGCAUUACCAAUUACCUCAAACAAAGCUCAAACAAGAAAUACAGAGUUAAUUCAGAAGAAUGGCCAUGGCGAUGAUGGUGAUGCAGCCCAAGAUUUCCAAGUUGCCCGUCUUGCUUCCGCUGAUAAUUUGGGUCGUCCUCAUUCCAUGUACGUUAUUUCCACCCUGAUCAUUCCAUUCAUUUUCUUCUUUCACAUACAUUUAUAUACACAUAAAUACCGAUAUGUUAAUGAUUAUUUCACUGCUGCAUCAGGUCUUUGCCCUUCAGGCGAAUCGAGAGAAGUUAGUUCCCGAUCGAUACGAUAUUGCUCCGGCGACGUCUGCUACUAACUCUUCCGGCGGCGGUACUACAGAGGUCAAUAAUGUCAGGUAUUGGUCUCCCUUAAAAAACACCCAAUCACGAAAUCGAUAUUAGAAUAUAAAUAAUGUUUCUCCAUAACUCGAAUUGUUAAGAAAGGUUUCGAAUUAUGGAUAUUACACCAGCCGCAUUAUAUAAUACUCACCAUAACUAGCUUUAGAGCAUAUAGAGCCAACAUUGGACCAACCAUUGUGAAAACGUACGUACGAUAAUGGUAGAGUAUUUCUAUACUAAAAUUGUGGUUUAACCGUAAUUCAAUUGUUCCCUUCCGCGCUAAAAUUGCCUACAUAUUUUGGUCUGGUAUAUCCGGCCAGUAUAUUUUACGAUUCAAUACCGAUAGGGUUUUUUUAAACAUUGCAUCAUGGACACCUGGUUUUCUCAUUCAUCCUUUCGGUUGAAGUACACAAACUUUGGCACUACAAGAUAACAUGUGCAAGCUUGCAUUUGGAGACUAAAAAGAUAAAACAUCAACUCAAACUAAAGUCUAAAACUAACAUGGACAAUAAACUAAACUUGAUGAUGAUAAUUUCCUCUAAACCCUAUGUCGAUCCAGCCACUUUGACAUUCGUCGUCUUCGGUUUGAGUCUUGACGAUAACUUAUAAUAAUAUCUCCUGAUAUAAAACCGACCCUCUCGAAUUUUUGUUGCAUGCAGUGUCCCCGCCGAGAAUCAUCACGAUGAUCUUCGCCGUCGACCUGAGACAGGAAGGACGGCCGAUUAUAGUCGUCGGAAUGCAUCGGUGGAGGCCAACUGCGGCUGGAGUUGCAACGACGAGAUGUGCUCUGCUGAUUACCCUGAUUGGUAUAGCGCUGAACCUUAUUGCUGCGCCGGUUGCGACUGUUACCAGAUGGAAUGUGUACAAAUUUGCCCCACGCCACCUCCACCGUAGCUACGGAUUGAUUGCAUAAUUAAUCGCCAUGAAUAAUGAUGGAAAGAAGAAGAUAUCUAUGUGCAUGCUGGCAGCUUUUUCAUUCUCUAAUCUUCUCUCCUUUCUAGCUUGUACGGCCGGGGGAGAUAGAGAGACAGAAACUAUAUGUGCUUACUUAUAGUACGUACGUUCUUUUAUUAUGCCGUCGUUGAAUUCGAAUCUGAGAUUUUUAGAUUGAAAGAGGAGAAUGAAAGGUUUGGAAAAAAAAAACUAUUGUUGUUUGCUGUUGAUUUCACGAGGUGAAAUCUAACUAGCUUGUAGAUUAAUAAUAAUACGCGUAGGUAAUAAAUUAAUAUUAUACAUGUCAUAAAUUGCCAUCUUUAAUGAAUUAUUCUUUACACUGUCAGAAACUCAGAAUAUCACAAACCACCCACUUGACCGGCAUUGACCUAAACGGCCGGCCACCGGCGGCAGGGUGCAAGAGUUGUAUGGGCCAGUUCCGCGCGCGGCAGGUAGGAAUGCCAUAGCCGCCUAAGAGGCAAACGGGCUACCAAAGGCCCACUUCACAAGAGGCCACAGCCCACAAGUUUGGUUUCUGUUUAUAUAUUUGAAGCCCAUCCCAACGUAAUAAAGACAAUGUAUACGUAGCCCACCCCCGACCCAGAACGUAGCAUCAUAACAAAGUGAUUCAACCGUCAAAUGAAAUGAUUCGGUGAUUAAACAUUCGAGUCAAAUGGUUAGGUUUUAUUUCUGAAAUUUGGAAAUGGAAGUGUUCAACGCUAGUGAUAUUAUCACUAGAUCAAGCUAUUCUUCAUUUAAUUUUAGUCGUUAUUGAGCUUUUAUAUGGCAUUCCUUUUUAAAAGCUCCUCAAACAAAAGUCUACAUGUUAUAACGAAAAAACCAUUUAGUCUCAAUUACUCGAAUAGUUGAGAAAUGUUAAUAUACGACUCUUGUACUACUUCUAGGGUUGGACAUUCGAUUCUCGGUUAGCAGUUUACCGAUCGGUUACAAUCGAAAGCGGUCGGUUAUCCACUAACCAAAAACCGGGAUAACCGAAGGUCGGUGUUCGGAGGCUGGGCGAGAUGGUUUUGAUAUUGGGAGGCGGUUUGGUUUAACCAAAAACUGGGAUAACCAAAUCCUUGAUCCCUCUUUCGGUCGGUGGUUCGGUUAACCAUUAAUCGAACAUUCGAUUUUCGAUUAAACCGAAAUCGACAUA
Messenger RNA from Linum trigynum, 2901 nucleotides. NCBI's taxonomy places the organism in Eukaryota, Viridiplantae, Streptophyta, Magnoliopsida, Malpighiales, Linaceae. The record is from the annotation of a GenBank genome assembly.